Molecule: messenger RNA, 939 nt
Organism: Mobula hypostoma (lesser devil ray)
Lineage: Eukaryota; Metazoa; Chordata; Chondrichthyes; Myliobatiformes; Myliobatidae
Product: keratin-associated protein 10-3-like
Exons: 1
Coding region: 1-939 (312 amino acids)
Source: RefSeq, a predicted model, not a curated record
AUGCUCUCGGACCCGAGCCCUGUCGCCUCAGUGUGCUCUCCAGCCCGAGCCCUGGUGCCUCAGUGUGCUGUCCAGCCCGAGCCCUGUCGCCUCAGUGUGCUCUCGGACCCGAGCCCUUUCACCUCAGUGUGCUCUCCAGCCCGAGCCCUGGUGCCUCAGUGUGCUCUCGGACCCGAGCCCUUUCACCUCAGUAUGCUCUCCAGCCCGAGCCCUGUCACUUCAGUGUGCUCUCCAGCCCGAGCCCUGUCACCUCAGUAUGCUCUCCAGCCCGAGCCCUGUCGCCUCAGCGUGCUCUCGGACCCGAGCCCUGGUGCCUCAGUGUGCUGUCCAGCCCGAGCCCUGUCGCCUCAGUGUGCUCUCCAGCCCAAGCCCUGUCGCCUCAGUGUGCUGUCCAGCCCGAGCCCUGUCGCCUCAGUGUGCUCUCCAGCCCGAGCCCUGUCGCCUCAGUGUGCUGUCCAGCCCGAGCCCUGUCUCCUCAGUGUGCUCUCCAGCCCGAGCCCUGUCGCCUCAGUGUGCUCUCCAGCCCGAGCCCUGGUGCCUCAGUGUGCUGUCCAGCCCGAGCCCUGUCGCGUCAGUGUGCUCUCGGACCCGAGCCCUGUCACCUCAGUAUGCUCUCCAGCCCGAGCCCUGGUGCCUCAGUGUGCUGUCCAGCCCGAGCCCUGUCACCUCAGUGUGCUCUCGGACCUGAGCCCUGUCGCGUCAGUGUGUUCUCCAGCCCGAGCCCUGUCGCGUCAGUGUGUUCUCCAGCCCGAACCCUGUCUCCUCAGUGUGCUCUCCAGCCCGAGCCCUGUCACUUCAGUGUGCUCUCGGACCCGAGCCCUGUCGCCUCAGUGUGCUCUCGGACCCGGCCCUGUCACCUCAGUGUGCUCUCCAGCCCGAGCCCUGUCGCCCCGAUUCAGCCCCCACCUGACCUUUCCAGUUCGGCUCGGCUCGGCGUAA